AGUACGUCUCUUGAAAUUCUGGGAGACUCGCUACGUUAAGAAAUUCGGCGAGCUUAUAGGUGCUGAUAUGCUCUUCUUCAACGCAAAGACAACCCUUAUGCAUGGAACCGUUGACCCUAAACAGUUUGAAAACACGCCAAGGGGUCUCAUCAUUUACAUGUAUCGGUUGUGACGAUACAAACGCAAUCGGUGUUCUUAGAUACCGUGUGGAGCCUGCUGUCCCAGAUAAUACUAAAGAAGUUUUCAGAUUCACCUCUGAUAUUCACAUUCAACCACAUCGAACUAUGAUAUCCGACAUGGCUUCUUUUACAUGUGCGAAUCACCGGCUACAGAAACUCGAUGACACCUCAGUAUCUUAUCUUCUCGGCACUCAAAAGGCUGAGAAAUACCAUAGUUUCAUUGGUGAAAGGGCGAGAGACUGGUGAAGAAAGAACUAAAGAUAAAGGGAAGAAGAUCGAGUGCGCAAGAGAAUUGCUUCAACCUAUGUAGACGUACCAUGCCUAAAGAUUUCACAUGGUGCGCAAGAGAAUUGCUUCAACCUAUUCAUAUGAAUAGAUAGUAUGGGAAAAAGAUUGUUUGGAGUUGUGGUGUGUUGUAAUAUACAUUCGAGAUGAGACCUGAGAUUUUGUAAUGUUAUGA
Brassica oleracea var. oleracea is the source of this 639-nucleotide messenger RNA. RefSeq lists its product as uncharacterized. Bases 102 to 425 code for a protein of 107 amino acids. The record is from RefSeq and is a predicted model, not a curated record. NCBI's taxonomy places the organism in Eukaryota, Viridiplantae, Streptophyta, Magnoliopsida, Brassicales, Brassicaceae. The transcript has 5 exons.